Molecule: messenger RNA, 1689 nt
Organism: Fusarium musae
Lineage: Eukaryota; Fungi; Ascomycota; Sordariomycetes; Hypocreales; Nectriaceae
Exons: 2
Coding region: 1-1689 (562 amino acids)
Molecular function (GO): protein binding
Source: RefSeq, a predicted model, not a curated record
AUGGAUAGAACAUCUCUGGCAAGUCUUCCAGAUGAUAUUGUUCUAGAUAUUGUCGAGCAUCUCGACACAGCUCGUGACGUAGCUCACGUUUCCGCCUUGACGAAGCAUCUUCAAAGCCUCAUACGCCAAGAUGGUUGGCGUAUCUUCGUCAAGACUCGGUUCCCAUCCCUGCAAAUAGAUACAAAUUCAGGGACUCGCUGGGGUUCUGUUGCAGAUCGUGCAACGUACUUGGAUCGCUGCUGGGAGAAACGCGGUUUCUGGGUCAAUGUGUUGCAUGAAAAGAAGAAUCAGCCAGAAAGAUUCCAGCGUCGAGUUGCUGGAAGUCAGUCAGUGCUGUUCCAUUCUGUUCUCGAUGCGCGGCUAAUGUCUUCGCUGAACAACGAGGUUAUUGCUGCCGGCGUUGGUGAGAAUCUCAUGGUUUGCAUAAAACCUGUUGAUGGACAGCAAGAUGCCUGGUAUCAGAUUGGGGGCCACAAUCAUGGAUAUCGGGCGGGCACUGGGGACGUUACAGCAACUUCUGUCACAGAGAAUGACGGGAUACCCAAUAUUGUCGUCGGGAGGGCCAAUGGAGACAUCAGCAUACACUCUGGCAAAGACAAGUUUGCAACAAUCGCAAAACAGUUGAACCCAACGGACGAGGCACUUCUAAGCCAUGCUUCCGAUCCUAUAAGAAAAUCCCCAGGUCAAGUGGCAGUCUCAUCUCUACAGUGGCAUCACGAGACGAAUCUCCUGGUAAGCGGGAAGGGCUCGGUUUUGACUCUCUACAAUCUUGGUGUGUCAGAUGACCAAGUACUGAACCCUUUGGAUUACCAUGAAUUCUCCAAGGCCAGUCCCGCAGACGAGGCGUCUCUCCUACGCAGCACCAAGUUCAUGGGCAAAGAUAUUAUGGCUUGCGCCUUGGGCGGAACUCGAAAUCCUCUGCGUUGGGGGCAGCUUACACCGACCGGCCUACAAUUCUUCAACGCUCAUAGUAACUCUAUACUUGUAGAUAUCCGAACACCUUCGCCACAAGACGCGAUAUACCGUGAUCGCUUUCAACCCUACCAAGCAGGUAGUUCUCUGCUUGUGUAUGGUACAGAGCGUUUCGUAUCCGGCAGCAACACAGCACCGGAUAUCCGUCUAUUUGACUUCAGGUACCCGAAGCCAUAUCAUCACACAACUGCUCUUCCAUGCUCGCCACAAUGGCCGUUUCCCAGCCAGAAGGAUGACCACAUUAUGAAGCAAGGAUGGGCGCCAGAGCAUCAGCCACAGAAAUGCGAUCCUCAAAACGGGGUGUUGUGCUACUGGCAUGGAGCUUCAAGACGAAACUACUGGCGUCCCGAUGCCACCAUUCAUAUUGGCAGUCCCACAUAUGACAGGAUCUAUUGUCUAGCCAAGGCUUCUGAUCUUUCAGAUACCAUAUACUGUGGCGUUCGGGGUGCCAUUCUCGAGAUGAAUCUCCAUCUCACGGAGGACAUGGUGCAUAACUAUAACCAACGAACUACUCCCACAGAUUGGAGCAUGGGAAGACCUGGAGGCAAAAUCUCGCUGAUCGAGACGGGUGUGAGCCUCACCCAGACGAAGGAGUGGUCGCUUGAUAAUCGCGGUGUGCCAGAGCUCAUCGUCCAGCAGCCUCGGCCUCGAAAACGAAUAGAAUUAUCAGAUGAUGAAAAGAGACACCGUUUGGACUAUGCGUUUCAUAGAUCCUAG